Rotaria sp. Silwood2 is the source of this 2868-nucleotide messenger RNA. Lineage: Eukaryota; Metazoa; Rotifera; Eurotatoria; Philodinida; Philodinidae. The record is from the annotation of a GenBank genome assembly.
GACACGUCACAUCAUAUCCAGUAUAAUACAUAAAAUAGAAUUACAACCACACACUAUAGAUUGUAGUUACUAUUCUGCUCUACAAUUGUUAUUUAUCGGUAAUAAGAUCGAAUUUUACCAGAAAAUAUAUUUCUAAACUAUGAAAUUAUCUAGUCCAAAAUUUACAGCAAUGUGCUAUCUAAUAGACACUGGUACACACAAGCAAUCAUCAUGAAUAAAAGUCCUUCUAUUAAUAAAACAAUUUAAUAAUAUCGAAUACUUGAUGAAGAAAUCGCGAAAAGCUUUUCGAAAAAAAAAAUUGAUGUAUUAUGUACGAUACAUAUAUGUACGUCGCUCCAUCUUUCGUUUCUUUCAUCCAAUUGAUCGCAAGAAACAAACCAAUGAAGUAUUUUUCUUUUCCUGUCGAUAAAAAUAUCGACGAAUAAUACGAGAACGAGUAUAGCGAUAAACGGAAAAAUGUUUUUUUUUGUUCUUCUUUCUUGUUCCUCUUCAUACCAAGAAGACCUUGUUCGCUAAUAAUGUUUUUUUUCUCUUCCUCUCCACAUACCCGUCCUUCAUUAAAAUAAUAACGAAAUAUAAAUAGAAAGAUGUUGUCAUCUUCCUGUCAUCACGAAUAGUUGAAAUUCAAAGCAAUGCGCACAAUAAGAAAAAACCUAAAUUAACACGUGAAAGAUUAGGAAAGAUGAAUUUAAAAAUGUUUAGCACUUUAUUAGAAGAAAAAUAAAAUUUGUUGAUAUUUUUUUUUGCAUACUCUUCAUAAAGAUCUAAUGAAAGGCAAUAUUUUUUGAAGUGUUUUUGGAUUGAGAUUUGGAUUUGCCCUUUCGGAGGAAAUCCAAGCAUCAAAUCGAGCCGGAAAGGUGUUCAUUCGAUAGAGCUCGUCGAGUUCUAUCUUGGUAUGCCCUUUUCGCCGUUUGGUAUAACCUACAGACGAAUCCAGUUACGGAAUAGUCGAAUCCAGCUCCAAGAUAUCCUACAUCUGAAAAUUUUCGUAUUUUGAUCAGUAAAAUGGCUGAAAAAUAACAAUAAAGUAAAGAUUUAAUGAGUUUGGUUCGAUUUAGGUGAUUUAUACCUCCGAAGUUUGAAAUGGUGGCGGACACCCCCUUCUAAAGUUUGAAGGAUCGGGCCAUCCUUGUGCAGAAACAACUCUUUCUUUAAUUUAUGAUAUAUGAAUUAUUAUUAAGUAACAAGUAAAAUCUAUACGAAUUCCGAUAUAACAGAGUAAUGGAAAUAAUUCAUUCUUAUUUCAAGGUGUUUCAAUUUACAGCGAUUAUAGAAAUUGUAGAUAUUGCAACAUUUUAUUUCACGAUUUUUAACAAAAUAUAUCUUUAUUCAAUAGCGCCAGUAGAUAUCAAUUAAUCAUUUAUGUUCCUAUUGGUCAUCAACAAUCAUUGUCUACACCGUUCUUUGUUUCUCUGCCUCGUAAUUAUUAUUAUUAAGGGAACGGACAGUCGUUGCUUCAUUCAUUUAUUAAAUAGAUAGAUUGCAGUCAAUUGAUAAUGACAAAGAUAUUGUCUGCAUAAUCCUUAUGCAAGGUAGGGUAGGGUAGGUUAAGGGUAAGCAUGUCGCAGGGUAGGAUAGGGUAAGAAGAUUUUUCUCAGUCAGCUUACAAAGAGCUCACCCUGUAUAUCUCUACUGUGAUACUAUUUGUGCCAUUGAUCACUUUUAGAGUCUUCCAAUUAGGAUAAUAUUAAGGAAAAGCGAGAUAAAAAAAGUUCGUAGGAUAAGGCAAGUAUAUCCAGUUAGACUGUCCAUCUUAUGUUGCGUAACUUGAGGUGCAUACGUGAGCUGAAAUAGGGUUGUCAUAAAUAGAUUCAAAAGGAUAAAACCAGGUUUUCAGAAAUCCCAACUCAUAUGGAAAGAGUGGGUAACCAGUUCUCGCUCGCAUAAAAUAGUUGAACGGUCAAUAUCAAUUCAGUUAGUGGAUAUGGAACUGUCACAUAGCUAUGCUAAACCGUUUUUAUGUAUAAUAAAAACGAUUCAAAUAUGUUUCAUUUUAUAAUUCUACAUGAUUUUUUUUAUUUAGAAAGAAAAUUAGAUUAACAAAAGAAGCAAACAGUAGUAAAUAUUUUCUAUUUUCUGUAGAUUUUCUAUAAAUAAAGUAACUAUUUGAUACUUUUAUCAAGAUCAUAUUGGUGAUAGAAUUAAGUGGUAAGAAUUUUCGAUGAUUUUGAAUCAUUUAAAUGAUUGGAUUUAAUUCAAUAGUGCAAUACAUGUCUCAGAUUCUUCAUCAUCUUUACAACAAAGUACAAACGACGACGACGGCUGCAUGGUUUUUGAGUAUGAAUUAAUAAAUCUAUUUUUAGAAAAUAAUUGAUUUUAUUCUUUUAUAGACCAGCUCGUAAUGUAGCAUCUCAAGUAUCGAUUGAUGAUUGUCGUCGAUUGGAAUUAGCUAAUAUUUUACGUGACAAAGAAAGUCGAGAAGCUGAAAAACUUUUAAUUUUAUUGGCUGGUAUUUGUGAUUAUUUGGAUCAAGGAAAUGCAGAUUCAUUAAAACAUGCACUAGAUCAAAUUUGUAAUGGAACAACAAUGGAUAGUGAUUUACGUAUCGACCUUGAACGUUCAUUUUAUCUUUUUGUGAAAGCUGCAAAUAAUGUUCUUUCAUCAAGAAAUUUUCAACCGCCACAUGUUUUAUUUGCACUUGAUAAUGCCAUUCGUCGUAUUGUCGAACAACUUCCCAGGUCGAACAAGCACGGUCAUUUUAUUCCUGCUGUUAAUAAUAUGAUACCAUUGACACGAAAUACUGAUUUACUAACUAGUACGUCAUAUCUACGUACAUUAUCAACUAAUAGUCCUGAUGGAUUGAUAAAUGAUGAAGUAACACGUGUACAUAAACAACAUAGAACACUUGUUGAAAAAAACCCAGAGUAG